AUGGGACAGAAGAUGAGCGAGAGUCACCAUGUCCAGCUGUUCAGAUUCAACGGAACUGCCACUCGGCAGACCAGCCCAGUUGGAGGCCGGGCAAAGGAGAAAACCGGAGCAGGACUGAGGGGCUCUGUGGUCACGCGGGGAAAGAAUGACGAAAAGGGAGGACCCGCACUGAAGUCACGGCGGAGUAGCUCCAAGUCACUUUACGGGUGA
This is a messenger RNA of Penicillium oxalicum, 210 nucleotides long. RefSeq lists its product as uncharacterized. The coding region runs from base 1 to 210 and encodes 69 amino acids. The record is from RefSeq and is a predicted model, not a curated record. The transcript has a single exon. NCBI's taxonomy places the organism in Eukaryota, Fungi, Ascomycota, Eurotiomycetes, Eurotiales, Aspergillaceae.